UGUGAGGGUUUAGUCAUUAGCCGCUUUAUCUUGGCCUCGUCGUUGUGGACUGAGCGUUGUAGCACCAUCCCCAUCACAAUGUCUGGUUCCAAAGAUAAGCAGAAUCAGGAUGAGGGAGGACAAAUGGAAUCGGAUCAUGAUGAAGACAAUGGCAAUGCCAGGACAAAGUCAGGAGAGAACCUGUGGGAUGAGGAACACAACCCAUUGUCUUCUGCAACAAGAGCAACAUAUAAUGAUCCAGGAGAUGUUGAGGACAGGCUUCUGGAGGAUGGAGACGAUGUUGGACUAAAAGAAGAUAAGACACAAUCUGAAGAAGAUGACGGUCUUCCCAUCGACCGUGGUUGGGCGUGGGUGGUAUUAGCAGGUAGUGUCCUGAAUGUGUUCAUCAUGGUUGGAUAUGCCAGAGGUAUCGCCAUAUUCUUUGUGGCGUAUCUGAAGGAAUUCCAGGCAUCUGCAGCAACGACAACUUUAUUCAUGGGAGUUAUGGCUGGCACUUCUAGCAUUGCGUCACUAUUUUCCAUGACUGUGAUUCUACGACUGCUUGGAGAGAGGAAAACUGUUAUCAUUGGUGGAACAGCAGCAGCUUUAGGGAUGCUUACAGCGGUGUUCGCCAACAGUAUUACUUACCUCAUCUGCACACACAGCAUUCUUAUGGGUAUAGGGCUUUCAAUGAUACACGGCCCGGCAUUGGUACUGAUUGGGAAGUACUUUAAGAAACGAAGAGGGAUUGCCACAGCUAUAGCCAUGUCUGGAAUCAGUUUGGGAGGCAGCGUUUUCCCACCUCUCGUUCGGUUCCUGCUGGAUGAAUAUGGUGUCAGAGGAAGUAUGUUGAUCCUGACGGGGCUGACCAUGAACAUUUGGGUCGGGGGAGCCCUGUUUAGACCAUUGAGUUCUUUCCAAAAGAAGACACCGAAGAAAAUAUCAUUCAGGAAUCAAGAUCAAGGAAAUGGCCCUGGUUUAGAGAUGAUCCAUGAAAGCAGCGAAAAUGAAGAUGUAAAAGACUGUACUGUAAAGAUGGACGUGAAUGACCUUGGCGCAAACAAUACCAGCAAGCCGGGCAUUCCAGUGGUCACAGAUAAAGAAAGAGCUGUCCGUAAAAGAACUAGGCCUGAUUCGAUGAUUAGCUAUGGAUCUCAAAUAUGCGAUCGUUCGGAAUAUCAUCUCAGAAUGUAUACAAGCAACCCUGAUUUGACAUCAUUGUCGUUGGUUGAUUUACGAGAUGUUAAUCCUCUGCAAGAUGUUGAUGAUAAACAUGAAAGUGUAUGGAUGCAUGUUAAAAAAGCGUUUGCAGCGUUUGACUUUUCAUUGUUCAAACAGCCAAUGUUUCAGCUGCUCGCAGCAUAUACUCAUUUCGGUAUGGUUUUCACAUUAACAGGCGCAUACCUCCCUGUGCUCGCAAAGGAAAAAGGCGUUGGUCCUACAGAGGCAGCGUUUCUGUUGACUAUUCAAGGCGUGACGGAUUUCUGCGGUAGACUUGCAGUUGGGUUCGUGGCAGACUUCAAAUACAUCAAAAUCAAUCAUUUGAUGGCCAUUGGAAUAGUAAUAUCUGGAACCGUAGCUCAAUUUGCUUCAUUCUAUAACUCGUACACUCUUUUGAUCGUAUUUGCCGUGCUUGCCGGGUUAUUUGGCAGCUUCUAUAAUUGUCUGAUCCCCCUUGCCAUCGUUGAGUUUAUGGGACUUAAAAAUAUGGCCAACGUUCUUGGAUUCGUAGCCGUGUUUCAUGGACUUGCCAUGGCUUUGACACAUCCUAUCAUGGGGGCCAUUCGUGACCUGACUGGUUCGUACAAUCUCUGCUUUAACUACCUUGGAAUAUGCAACUACAUCUGUGCCAUAUUGCUCCUCUGCAUACCACUAGUCACAAAGAAGACGACCACGCCAUUAGAUGGAAAGGACCCAGAAGAAGGCCAACCACUGAAAAAUGACUAAGAGACCGUGUGCUUACGAAUGACGUGUAUAGAUGCUUAGAUUGGAUACGCAAUGACAUUUAGAUAGUGGUCAAAUGUAACACCUGGGCCACGUUCCUCAAAGCGAUCGUAGCGCUACGACAGUUGUAAGUCUAUGUUAAAGUAUGGGAGUUACGAUCAUCUUAGCGCUACGAUCG
Messenger RNA from Haliotis rubra (blacklip abalone), 2101 nucleotides. Its product is annotated as monocarboxylate transporter 5-like. Bases 79 to 1926 code for a protein of 615 amino acids. Gene Ontology annotation, biological process: transmembrane transport; monocarboxylic acid transport. The record is from RefSeq and is a predicted model, not a curated record. NCBI's taxonomy places the organism in Eukaryota, Metazoa, Mollusca, Gastropoda, Lepetellida, Haliotidae. The transcript has 6 exons. Gene Ontology annotation, molecular function: monocarboxylic acid transmembrane transporter activity.